AUGUCAGACUUUGACCUGUCUUCCAUCCCGAUACCUCCGUCAUCACAGCCCCAAAAUCCGAGCAAUCCGUUCUGGGCCAAAGCUCAAGAACAGCUUGCUCAGAUCACAACUCCACCAUCUCAGCCAGUGCAUCAUUAUCAGGCCGUUCAUGACCCGGUUUAUCAAUCGCUUAUUCAUCAACAACAACGUGGAUUUGGUCCGCCGCCGAAUAUUGUUAGAGCCAGGUUGAGUCAAGCUUAUCAAACUGGAUUUGUCCGGCCGUCGGGGAACUCGGCCAUGAUGUAUCCAAACUUCCGACCGGCUGGUGGAAGCGCUCCGGUCAAUCGAAUGGCUUUCAGGCCUCAAUUUCCUACUCAAGGUAAGGGUUUUGAUAUAUUUUGUUGGUUUUUAGAUUGAAUUCACUAAAAAUCUUGAUUUUGUUACAUCAAACAACUUAAGGAAGUUUUAAUCUUACUUUUUCUUAUUAACUUUCAUUGAAAUUAGCACGGUUUUAUUGGAUUUUACUAAAAAUAUUAUGUUAUACGUCUAAAAACCGAUAUUGUUUUAGUGCCGGUGGUGACAGUGAAAAGCGAUCAAGGGACGUUCGUGUAUUCCGAGUUCUUUUGUCGAAUGAUUCCUAUUAGUGUAAAGUAAGUUUUUGUUUGUUUUCUUUUGUUUUUAGGCGGUUUCGGAUGUUAUACAUGAUUUAUUGGUUAGCUCGAUGUUAAAGCAAUAUUUAUCAAGCUAAUUCUUUAAAAUCUUGCUUGAUAUUUGAAGCGUAGGUAGAAUAUACUUAUUUCUAUGUUUUACAAUUUAUAAUUAGCCUUUUAAUCACUAACUUUUCAGAGAAUAUUGUGAUAGAGCGAUAGCAGCAGCUCCAAAUGAGGAAAAACAGGUAAAGUAUUACUUAAAAGAGCGGAUCUCACCGAUGUUGGACUCAGGAAUGGCUACAAGAAUUAAUUGGAAUGCUGAAAAGCUUCCACAUGAAGUAAAGUUCCAGCUCAAUAUGCAAUGGACACCAUCACAAGCUGUGAAACCAACAGCUUCUUCAAAUUCAGCUCCGAUUUCUAUUGAUUUAGGUAAUAACUAUAUUUUUUGAAGGCGUAUAAUAUUUAGAAGCUUUUAGAAAAUCAAGAGUAUUAUGUUGGUUAUUUAAAAGUAUAUUUUAGACAGUUUAGUUCAAUGAGCAAACUAAAAAUACUAAUUUAUAUUGUUUUAGGUAGCAGAAAGCGGGCGAUGGAAUCAGGUCUGCCAAAGUUUACUCCGUUGAACUUUGACAAAAAUGUUUUUGAUAAAUACGAUGCCGAGCAUGCUUCAACUUCUAAAGUAAGUUUUUUCUUAUUUUAGUUUUGUUUUUAGGAUGUCUCAACGGUUUUAUAUUACUCAUUGGUUUGAUGGAAGUGUAAUAUACGUUUUGGUGUUUUUGAUGGAAAAUUCAUUAGAUUGGGGUUGGAAAUGAAUGAAUAUGAUAGAAAACAUACUGUAGUUUGUGUUUCAAGAGCUUGUUUAGGUUUUUGAUUUAAAAAUUUCGGUAAAUAACAGAUUUUAUAUUACACUUGCAUCUGAAGGAAGUGGAAUAUAGUUUUUCGUCUCUUUGUAAGAGAAUAUGUGUUGACUGCUCUACAACGAAAGCAUAUGAUACCAAAGAUGCUAUAGGCUGUGUUUUUUGUCUAUUUACAAAAAUUUUCUUUUCAGAAGUCGAAGAAAUCCGAGAAGAAGGAGCGCAAACGUCAACAACAGCAAGCAGCAACGGCGGCGGUCCAAGUUUCAGCGAAAUUGUCGUAUGGACCAUCGAAAUAUCAGACGAUCGACGAAGAAGAUGAUAAGAAAAAGCUAGCCAGAGCACAACGGUUUUCUUCAACAUCGGCUCAAUCAGCCAACAUUAGAGUUCGGUCGGAAAAUCAACCGGUUUUGGGGCAAAGGGGUUUUUCAGUGCAAAGAAAACAGAACGGACGGAUAAAUUUGAACUCGUUGGUUGAGAAGUGUUCGUUGAAAAGAAGGAGACGGAUUGUGGGGACGUGUACGACAUUGGAGAAACCGUAUUUUAGGUUAACAACGGUGAGUUUUUAGGUUUUUUGGCUUAGUUUUUGAUGAUUAAAGCAAUAUAAUUGAAAGCAUGUUAAGCCUAAAGCCGUAAAAACCAUUAAUAAAGGUGUUAAUGAAGUAUAUUAUUUUAGGAAGCAGAUCCAGCUCAAGUCAGACCAUAUCAUAUACUAAGGCGAGCACUAGAUCACGUUCUACGAGUAUACAGAGACAAAAAAAAUGAUUAUCAUUAUGCAAAUGAUCAGCUCAAGAGCAUACGUCAAGAUAUUUUGGUGGGUUUUUGGUUAUUUUUGAAAAAAUGACAAGAACUUUCUUUACAAAACAAAAGAAUGCAAGAAAUUUCUUUACAAAUAAAAACGGCAAUAAUUUUUUUUUAUUUUUAGACUCAAGACAUUCGAAACGAGUUUGCCAUCGACGUCUAUGAACAACAUGCUUUAUUGGCCAUAAAACAUAAGGAUCGAGAGGAGUUUAAUCAAGCUCAAAAUCAACUCAAAGUUCUCUACGAGAACAUUCAAUCUGCUGUGAAUCGAUGGAAGUUCACUGCGUACCGAUUGAUAUAUUACGCUUAUGUUGAGAGCGAAUUGGGUAGGUUGAUAUAGACUUCAAAUGGGGGUUUCGGAGGGGGGGGGGGAUGAUUUUGUUUUAAGCCUAAACUUUGGUUUUUAACUUAAAAGUUGAUUUUUGAGCCUAACGUUUAUUUGCUAAGCCUAAAGAUUGAUUUAUAAGCAUAAAAUUUUUAACUUGAAGGUCGAAAUGGAAAUUUAAAAUUUAUAUUUUAAGCCUAAGAUUUGAUCUGGGUGCCUGAAGUUGGGUUUUAAAGCCUAAAAUUUGAUUUUAAGCCUAAGUUUCGAUUUUUAAUUUAAAAAUUAUUUUUUUUCAGUUUAAUAUUUGAUUUUUAAGCCUAAUAUUUGAUUUAUAUUAAUUGAUUUUAAGUCAGAAAUUUAUGUAAGCCUAAUUUUUCUGUGUUUCAGAUGCGAUUGAACUGAUGCAGAAACAUAAGGAAGCGUUCAAGAAAAGCAAGGAAAUGAAAAUGGCAAAAGACGUUUACAUGGCCUAUGCCACUCGGAAUUACACCAUCUUCUUUAAACUGCACGGCCAGGUGGACACGGUAAUCAAGCAGUUGAUGGACUUUUUUGUGGAACGAGAAAGGAAUCGCUACAUGCAGGCCAUCAUUGCUUCGUAAGUUUUGAAUUUAUUAAUUUUUUUUUAAAUUUUAGGCUCAAAGACUUAAAUUUUUAAAUUUAAGCUUACAUUUCUUAUUGAUUUGUAUAAAAUUAUGAAUUUUCAGGUUCCGCCCCACCUUGUCACUACCCCAGCUAGCCGGUAUGUUAAGCAUAGACGAGCGCACCGAACUCCCCGAUUACCUAAAGACGAUAGGAGUCGAAAUCGAUCAAAUAAACGGCCAAAAAGUGGUCGAUUUGAGAAGAUACUCCAACUUGAAGGUCCCCAACUCGUAA
Molecule: messenger RNA, 3479 nt
Organism: Bursaphelenchus okinawaensis
Lineage: Eukaryota; Metazoa; Nematoda; Chromadorea; Rhabditida; Aphelenchoididae
Source: the annotation of a GenBank genome assembly